Molecule: messenger RNA, 1281 nt
Organism: Lichtheimia ornata
Lineage: Eukaryota; Fungi; Mucoromycota; Mucoromycetes; Mucorales; Lichtheimiaceae
Exons: 1
Source: RefSeq, a predicted model, not a curated record
AUGUCUUCUCCAAACGCUACCAACCAAGCCCAAAGCCCUGUCUCGGAUCAUAGUUCUGAACCCAUGGAUGUUGGUUCACCUAUCUCUUCUGCUCCCGACCACCAGGAUGCCUCCUCUGUGGCAACCAGUGCUAGUUCCUCUACUUCAAGCUUGCAGCGUGCCAACGACGCUAUUGACCGGGUUACCGUUAAGCUUGCAAAUUUGGCUGAACGUUUGGCCGAUGAUGAUAUUACCCAGGAUCAACGCCAAGCUAUCCAUUAUGAAAGCCAAAAACUCUCCAAGGACCUUGAAACAUUAAAGAACAUAUACAAAAAGAUGAGCAAGAAGGACAAGGGGUCCAGCCAUUCUACAAGACCUGUUGUACCACAAGAUUUGCCAAUGUUGCAAUGGACCGGCAACGUGUACGACAAAACCAAACUUACUUUUGGCUCUGUGGAGGAAUGCCUCAACCGUUUUGAGGACGUUGUUAGAUCCUAUAAUCAAGACAUGGAUGAAGCUUGGGGCCGUUUGUUGCCAAGAAUGCUAUCCCCUGAGCAACGAUCCUGGUACGAUGACAACUUGCGCCCUUAUGUGCACCUUCCUUGGAACUUUGCCCGCAAGACCUUAAUCAAGAAGUAUGGCAUUCACGAUGGUGAGCGUCAAUCACAAGCUAUGUUUGACCUUUUGGACAUGGCCAUGGAUCCCAAGGAGUCUGUUGAGUAUUAUACUGAUCGAUUCAACAAGACACAUCGUGAGGCCGGAUUGGAUGAUAACCUAGCAAUUGCUGCUGUGUAUACCAAAUCAUUGGUGCCGGAUUUGUACAAGCAAGUGCGACUUGCUCAAGUCAAUUUGCCAGUGGAGUUGCGAUCAACAACUGAACAAGCCGCCAAUGUCGCCCGUGGAUUAUACGCUACUGUCAUUGGAGCCACUCAAAAGCAUCAUUUCAAGGCCAAGUCAUCCGACAACAAGGAUAAGGACAAAAACAAGAAGCAAAAUCCUGGCAAUGGAAUGGUCAAGAUUCGUCGUUUGCAUGGCAAGGGUCACCACACUACUCAAGAAUGUCGCCUUCUCUCUCGUGAGGUAUCCAUUGCUCAAGGAAACAAGGUGGCCAAGCCAUAUGACAACAACAACAAGAACUACAAGCGUUGCUUCAAGUGCAACGAAGCUUAUCAUCCUGGUCAACCUUGCAGCAACAAGGCCAAAUUGGCUAUUCGCUCGGCUCGUCUUGUCGACGUUGAUGAAUCUCAUGCCUCGGUGUUGUAUCCUGGCACACAUUCUCACGUUUGUCAACCUGCUUUCUCU